Molecule: messenger RNA, 2457 nt
Organism: Lodderomyces jiufengensis
Lineage: Eukaryota; Fungi; Ascomycota; Pichiomycetes; Serinales; Debaryomycetaceae
Gene: PUF3
Product: mRNA-binding protein
Exons: 1
Coding region: 1-2457 (818 amino acids)
Biological process (GO): nuclear-transcribed mRNA catabolic process, deadenylation-dependent decay
Cellular component (GO): cytoplasm
Molecular function (GO): mRNA 3'-UTR binding
Source: RefSeq, a predicted model, not a curated record
AUGCCAACAGAAACUAUAUGGUCAAGUGCAAACACUUCACCAAUCACUACUCAACCACUGUUAACUCCACUUACAAAUAACUCAAAUUUAAAUUCAAAUUCAACUACAUAUGGAUCCAAAACUCAAUUUAAAUCAGUUUUAGAUCAAGUUGAUCCAGAAGUUGCAAAAUUUUUACAAAAUACAAAUCCAUUAGAAUCUUUAACUUCUCAAAAUAAUGAAAGAAGAUUUUCAUUUAAUGAUGGUAGUGAUAUUGAUGAUAAUUCAUUUUUUGGAUUUAAAAGAGGUACAUUAUCUGCUAUAACUGCACCAGUUGGAAAUUAUAAUAAUAAUAAUAAUCAAUUAAAUGGUAAUAAAAAUAAUUCACCUUUAAAUAAUGGGAAUCAAAGAAUUAAUUUUGGUACUGCAUCAAUUAGUGGAGGUAUUGCAUCAAGACAUCCACCACAAGAAAGUUUUUUACAAAAAUUUUCAAAUGUAGCUGAUGCAACUAGAGAAAUUGAAUUUGGGAAAUUAAAAUUGGAUGAUAAUCAACAUAAUUCAAGAAGAACAAGUUUUAAUAAUGAAUUUUCUGGUGAAUUAAAUAUGCCAGCUCCAAGAAGUACUUCAAGACAUCAAUCAAUAAGUGAAAAAAUUGAUAACUACAACAAUAAUUCUCCAAUUCAAACUAAUGCUGCAUUAUCAAUAAAUUCAGAUUUAAAUAGUUCAGAAAAUUUAAAUAUACUUCAUCAAAAUAAUCAACAAAAUAAUACAAUUAAUGGUGCUCAAAAUUUUUGGAAUCCAGCUGCUGCUACUUCAUUUACACCAGCAACAAAUUAUUUUAUGGAUAAUAAUGGAUUUCCAAUUCCAACUCCUCCACCAUCUCAUCAAAUGCAAAAUUUUUAUAAUCGUCAAGGUGCUCCAAUUCCACCUAUAAGUCCUCCACCAUUUAUGAUUCCUUCACCACCGCCUCCACAGUUUAUGGAUCCUUCAAUUUAUAGUAUGAUGUAUGGUAAUUUACCACCAUUCCCACCACCUCCACCUCAAUCACAAUCACAACAAGAUGAUAGGAAAUCACAUGUUGAUGAAGAUGAUAAAAAAUCAAAUGAAAUUAAAGCAAGUGGUAGUGGACCAAUAGGAGUUGGAUUAAUGAAUAGACAAUUUUCACCUGCUUCCUUUAUGUUUCAUCCUUUUAAUCCUUAUUAUCAACAAGGUCCAUUAACCCCAGAUAUUUUGAAAACAAUGUCACCACCACCUCCUCCACAAAUGAUGGUUCCACCUCCACAACAACCCCAACAACCACCUCAGCAGCAGCAACAACAACAAUCACAAUCAGCACCAAAACAACCAUCGAAGUCUACAUCACCACCACCUAAAGAUUCCAAGAAGAAAUCAAAAACCAAAAACACAUUUAUUUAUAGAUCACCAUUAUUAGAAGAAGUAAGAUCAAACACCAAAAAUUUCAAAUUAGGUGAUAUAUAUGGUCAUGCAAUAGAAUUCACAAAAGAUCAAUAUGGAUCAAGAUUUAUACAACAAAAAUUACCAGAAGCUACUGAAGUUGAAAAAGAAAUGGUAUUUAAUGAAAUAAGAGAUAUUUCAUAUGAAUUAAUGACAGAUGUAUUUGGAAAUUAUGUUAUACAAAAAUAUUUUGAAUAUGGAUCUACUACACAAAAACAAAUUUUAUUGGAAAAAAUGAUUGGUCAUAUUUAUGAAUUAUCAUUACAAAUGUAUGGAUGUAGAGUUGUUCAAAGAGCUUUAGAAAGUUUAGAGCAAACUGAUGAUCAAUUAAAAAUUAUUAAUGAAUUACGUGAUUAUAUUUUGAUUUGUUCAAAGGAUCAAAAUGCAAAUCAUGUUAUUCAAAAAGCUAUUGAAAUGAUAAAACCAUUUGAUAAGAUUAAAUUCAUUUUAGAAGCUUUAACUAAUCAUAUUUAUAAUUUAACUACUGAUGCAUAUGGAUGUAGAAUUAUACAAAGAUUAUUAAAAAGUUCAAAUCCAAAUGAUCAAGUUAAAAUCAUAGAUGAAUUAAACUCAUAUAUUUAUUACAUAAUUCAAGAUUCUUAUGGUAACUAUGUUGUACAAUAUAUGUUAGAAAAUGGAUCAUCUCAAGAAAAAAAUAAAAUAUUAGAUAUUAUAUUAGAAGGAGAUAAUUUAUUAAUUUUUUCAAAACAUAAAUUUGCAUCAAAUGUAAUUGAAAAAGCAAUAAAAUAUGGAGAUUUAAAACAACGUAAAAAAAUUUUAAACAAAGUAAUGGAAUCUCCUACUGAAAAUUUGGAAGAACAAACUAUUAUUAUAUUAAUGUUAAAAGAUCAAUAUGCAAAUUAUGUAAUUCAAAAAUUAAUUGAAUAUCUUGAAGAAAAUGAAGAUAAACAACGUUUAAUUUCGAAAUUGAAAAAUUAUUUACAACAAUCUUCUAAAAAUGGAAAUCAGGUUGGUGGGAAACAAUUGGCAUCUGUUGAGAAAUUGAAAUCUUUAAUUGGUCAAUAA